GAGAUACUUGGUCUUCCUGUGCCGUGUGCGUCUUCGCUUUUCAAGAUGGCGGCGAAAAGGAAAGGUCUAAAAGCAUAACAACAUAACAAUGAAUAUUUCACAGCAAAUACUGGCUUUGGAUGCGAGAUACAAUGCUUAUCGUGCUCCGAACAACCCUCAAUUUAGAACUCUCUAUAUCAGAAGAAGGAGUCAGCUACUAAGAGAAAAUGCCAAAAAAGAAAAAGUUGACCCUACUUGUCGAAGGCAGUAUUUGUACAUUCGCAAGCAACUGUUAUCAAAGCGCUACAGUCCAUCUGAAUCGUCACAGCUUUCAAGAAGCAGGAGUCCUAGCACAUACAGUAGAGUAAGCUCAUUUGAGACAAGUUUUGACUCGCUGCACAUUGACCCCACCGAUACAAGCCAUGGCCACUCCCCUAACAGGCCGAGUCACCGUCGUUACCACAGUAGUGGCUCCUUCAAGUUUCUCCCUCCCCCUGACAAAGUAGAGUCACCCCCUAGAGGGGUGGUACCUACAAAAAAGGCUGAGGCAAGCAGGAAAAUGGCUGGGAACACAACUUUGGGAGAAAAUUACGCAUUUGCUGGGAUGUACCACAUUUUUGAUCAGCAUCUCAGUGCAGUGACGGCUAUCAAGUUUGCAAAUGACGACAAGUAUCGACUGGCCUGCAGCUCUUCCGACUGUACCCUCUCAGUGUGUCGCUUGAUGCCGUCUCCACCAUCAGUCAUUUGUACACUCCGGGGACACACAGCCACUGUUUCGGACUUUGAUUGGUCAGUUACCAAUGACUUCAUCCUCUCCGCCUCACUGGAUGGCUCUGCUUGUGUGUGGAACCCAACAUCUGGCGCCUGCCUCAGUACAGUCAACGAUAACCACUCCUGCGGAAUGGUGGCAUGCCGCUUCCAGCCAAGCAACAAUAAUAUGUUUAUGACAGGGAACCAAAAAGGCCAUAUCAGUGUGUUCAACACAUCUACUGGGAAAGGGGUGAAGGGUGGUACCGGUAAAGUAGCCUCAGGGGUCUGCAGUAUGGAGUUUGACUCUUCAGGGAUGGUGCUGUGGGUUGGAGAUGAAAAGGGAUCAAUCUAUUCAUUUUGUUUCGACAUCGCCACUGGAAGACUUCACAAGUCAAAAAGGAUCGCUGUGUCGGAGGGUUGCCCUGUGACGUCACUUGGUUACCGUAGCUGGAUCAGUCGUGAGGCCCGCGACCCUAUGCUGCUCGUCAAUGUGUCAGCGGACUGCCUUCAGCUUUACAGGGUGACCGACGAUAUGGGUGGAUUGAAGCUUAAACUGUCGUUUCCCAUAGCCCAUCGCACGCAUAACAUCAGGAGCUGUUUCUGUCCGCUGAUGAGUUUUAGGCAGGGAGCAUGCGUAGUGACCGGAAGUGAGGACAUGGCUGUGUACUUUUUCGAUGUGGAGCGCUCAGAGAAGCCUUGCGUUAAUAAGCUUCUUGGUCACUCGGCACCAGUCCUCGACGUGUGCUGGAAUUAUGACGAGAGCUUGUUGGCUUCUUGUGAUACUGAGGGGACUGUUAUCGUUUGGAAACGUGAGCAGCCCAAAUAUGUUUGACGGCCGGUUAUCUUCUGGUUGCCCUUUCAAUCAAGAUAAGUCACGUAAUCCCAUUGGCAAACGUCGUGCGAAUACUUGUAACGAAAAGAGACAUAGUCGAAAAUAUGUUUAUUUUCUGUACAUAACAGAAACGAAAAUGGAAUAUUGCAUAAAAGAAACAAAUAGGGAAUAUUAAAAUAGAAUGACAUUCAAAAUGAAAAAAAAAAAUAUUGUAGACUCAAUGACAAUAAAUCUAAAUAAAUUAAUAGACUUGGCGAAACAAAAAUAAAUAUUUUGCCUACUGCCGCAGGAUUGUCUACAAGUUGACGUCUCUUAUAAAAUGUAUGAAAGGUGUCAGCUUUGAUUUUAAUAAAUGUUUACUAGCAUGUUGUGAAUAACCGUCAAGAUUAAUUUAUAGAACCACAUUCUUACAUAUACUGUUUGAAAAAUAUAGCCAAUAUCUGAUAUUUCUACAAAAAAGAUAGUGUCGAAGGUUUCCAUUUUCCACAAUUUGAGCUCUUAUCAUCUGGCGAUAUUAGAAGAGGACCGUAAAGUGCUAGUGUCUGUCAGCCAUUAAAAAUUAUUAAAGAGUUAAAGAUAGAUCAAAGGUAGUUUAUAUCUGCCAGCAUUUUCAACAAAUCACCAAGUCACUACUGAUUAUCAUAUUUCUUUAAUUAGAGAGAUAUAAUAAGGUACAUGUAUUUUAUGUUUCAUUCGUGCAUUCUUGCAUGGAAUUUGAAGAAUACGAGAUCUUUGUCUGCUCUGGUAGGGCCGUAGGUGGCCUCGAAAUACUGAAGAUGCCACGCCCGAGACGUUGAGAAAAUUGAGGGGCAGAGGCACGCCUCUACUGGUUAUUCCUUAUAAUCUUUGGGGGAAAAGUGGGGGGAGGGGUAGUGCGAAGGGUGUUUUCUCCGGACUAUGUAUUGUAAUGUAUAGUAUAGUCAUUCUUUGAUUUCAUCCAUUGUUAAUUGUAAUAAAAGGCUUCCUUUCA
Nematostella vectensis (starlet sea anemone) is the source of this 2531-nucleotide messenger RNA. Its product is annotated as WD repeat-containing protein 13. Gene Ontology annotation, cellular component: nucleus. The transcript is spliced from 15 exons. NCBI's taxonomy places the organism in Eukaryota, Metazoa, Cnidaria, Anthozoa, Actiniaria, Edwardsiidae. Gene Ontology annotation, molecular function: promoter-specific chromatin binding; protein binding. Bases 89 to 1561 code for a protein of 490 amino acids. The record is from RefSeq and is a predicted model, not a curated record.